Messenger RNA from Rhinolophus ferrumequinum (greater horseshoe bat), 5156 nucleotides. RefSeq names its product regulating synaptic membrane exocytosis 4 (gene RIMS4). Bases 37 to 849 code for a protein of 270 amino acids. Lineage: Eukaryota; Metazoa; Chordata; Mammalia; Chiroptera; Rhinolophidae. The transcript has 6 exons. Gene Ontology annotation, molecular function: transmembrane transporter binding; small GTPase binding. Gene Ontology annotation, biological process: calcium ion-regulated exocytosis of neurotransmitter; regulation of synaptic plasticity; positive regulation of synaptic transmission. Gene Ontology annotation, cellular component: cytoskeleton of presynaptic active zone; presynaptic membrane. The record is from RefSeq and is a predicted model, not a curated record.
GCGGCCGCGGCCGAGGCGCCGGGCGCCGGCGCGGGCAUGGAGCGCUCGCAGAGCCGCCUCAGCCUGUCAGCCUCCUUCGAGGCGCUCGCCAUCUACUUCCCGUGCAUGAACUCCUUCGACGACGAGGACGCGGAAGGGGACAGCCGGAGGCUGAAGGGGGCCAUCCAGAGGAGCACAGAGACGGGCCUGGCGGUGGAGAUGCCCAGCCGGACACUGCGCCAGGCCAGCCACGAGUCCAUCGAGGACAGCAUGAACAGCUACGGCUCAGAGGGCAACCUUAACUACGGGGGAGUCUGCCUGGCAUCGGAUGCCCAGUUCAGUGACUUCCUGGGCAGCAUGGGACCAGCGCAGUUUGUGGGCCGCCAGACCCUGGCCACCACGCCGAUGGGAGACGUGGAGAUCGGCUUGCAGGAGCGGAAUGGACAGCUGGAAGUGGACAUUAUCCAGGCUCGGGGGCUGACGGCCAAGCCAGGCUCCAGGACGCUGCCAGCGGCCUACAUCAAGGCCUAUCUGCUGGAGAAUGGCGUUUGCAUUGCCAAGAAGAAGACCAAAGUCGCUCGCAAGUCACUGGACCCACUGUAUAACCAGGUGCUGCUGUUUCCUGAGAGUCCCCAGGGCAAAGUCCUGCAGGUGAUCGUGUGGGGGAACUACGGCCGGAUGGAGCGGAAGCAGUUCAUGGGAGUGGCCCGCGUGCUGCUAGAGGAGCUGGACUUGACCACCCUGGCCGUGGGCUGGUACAAGCUCUUCCCCACCUCCUCCAUGGUGGACCCAGCCACAGGGCCUCUGCUCCGGCAGGCAUCCCAGUUGUCCCUUGAGAGCACCGUGGGGCCCUGCGGCGAGCGAUCUUAAUGCCGGGGAUGGGGAGGGGCUCCCCGAGAUGGCCUGGAGACCACCCAGCCCCGACCUGGGACCCCAGGCCCAGGGGCACCUGGAACAGAGGAGGAUGGAGUUCUCCCCCACAGUGGGGAAGCAGAGCGGGGAGACCUGCCCCCCUUGAGACCCUCCUCACCCCUUCUUUGCCUCCUGUCCCGACACCUUUCCUCUCCCAACGGGAUUGGCUGCACUUUUGACUUGGUUGGUUCUUGACCUGGUGGAUGUGGCUGCAAUCCGGAGAAGGGAAAGACUGAGGUGGCAGAGCACACCAUUCUCCUGCCCCAGACACUGUCUGACCGUUCCCCCUUUUUGCCUCCUCGGAAGCUCGCUGCCCAGAGCCAAGUCCAGAACCCAGCGGCCAUCUCCAUGGUGCCAAUUACCAGCAAGUGUCUUUCCUGCGGCACCGGGUUCAGGCAGCUACACCUGCCCCAAAGCUGAUGGGGCAGCUUUGCAAGGAUCCGGAGCCAGCUCCGGGGGGCCCAGAGCCCCCCACUUGAAGAGGAGCUCAGGCCUCCCUCCACCUGCCCGUGGAAGGAGCUUUGCCGCAGCCUGUCCGAGUCCAUCUGUCUGUCCCCUCCUGCCUGCCCCUCUUCUGGUGGCUCUAGGAAUUGGGGUCCAGCAGGGACCAAAGGAAAGGAGGAGGUGCCCAGGGCCUGGCACAGACCCCCAGGGUGCCUUACUCUGUGGGAUUGCAACAGGUUACUUUGGAAACUAUUGGACUGGAAAGAACUGUCAUCUGGGUUUUGGUGGAGGAGCUAUAGGACCCUGAUUUUCCAGAACCCCAAGCCCAGAGAGCUCACCAUCUCUGUAUUUUGGGGUGCUGGAUUGGAGAGGGAGUCUGGGGAAAGCUGGGAGUAGGACUGGUGGUGCCAAGGUGAGGGUUUCCCAAAUAGGGGAAUCCCUUCUUAUUGGAUGAGGUCAAAGGUCAUCUUGUCUACCCCUCUGCCUCCAGGCGAGGGGUCUGGGGAGGCAACAGAGCUCCCCUAUUUUAGUCUUUUUAAACAAACCAUGUGUACUAAGGGCAGAACCCUCUGCCCCGGCCUCCAUUCCCUUGGCUUAAGGAGAGAAGGAGAGUGUGGAGGUGGUGAGUCUAAGAACUGGGACAUUCCCUCUCAAGCAGACUUGGGUAGCUGCCUUCCUGGCCCAGCCCUCCCCAGGGCUUCCCUUAGGAAGCCCUUUUGCAUGCCGAGGAGGACGCGGGCUGGCCCCUCUUUAUAGAAGCACAUUUCUGCCACCUCCCCUGGGAGGCACCCAGCAGCCCACCACCCCUUAUUAUUACCCAGUCCCUGCUGUGUAGGGCGUAGGCCAGGUUAGCUGGGUAGAGUUAGUGUUCCACGCCCUGGGGCCUGUUCUUAGCUUGCAUAUAGUUCUCACGGAGUCCCAGGAUGGGGUGGAGAGGAGACGCAAGUGCAUUCCAGGAGACCUCUGUCUCCUCGCUGGCCCGGGCCUGGCGCUCAGGAGGCCAGCCCUCCUCCUUCCCCUGCCUUCCCCUGCUCCUGUAGGGUUCUAGCUGGAGCUGCCCCCUAUACUCAGAUGUUCUGAUUUAUUACCCUUGGUACUGAUUUUAUUUAUGAAGCACUCCUGAGGAUCUGGUCCUUGGUGGAGGGGGUCUGGGCUCCAUUAAGAGGGGUCUUAUUCCACUGAGGAUACCCGGCUGUGUCUGGUCCCAACUUGUCCCUGGUUCCACUCUAGGCUACUGACCAGGCGAUCCCUUCACCUGGCAUUCCUCCCCUCACCCCCACCCCCACCCCCAGCCUAUUUGAGCCCUGGGCAUCCUUUAAAGUCUGGUUGGGUUCAGUUGCCUCCAUGGAGUUUCUCACACUGCACUGGGAAGGGGUGAUGGAGAAUCCCCUUCAUCCAGGAGACCUUCGGAGCUCCCUGGGUUUGAGGGGGUGGAACCCCAAGACUGGGACAGGAGGCAGCCGGGCUCUGGGUGGACUGGCAUCUGAGGCCCAAGAUCAGCCCUUCCUCCAUUUUUUUUUUUUUUAACCCAUGUGACUUCUCUGCUGUCUGUGUAUUACUCGCCAUUUGGAAUAUUUUGAGCCAAGAGAGUGCCUCCCCUCUCUCUGCAGCCAUCACCACUCUGGUUGUUCAGAGGUAGUUUUCAAAGACAGGAAGAACCUGGCUGUCCCAUCCUAAGGGACAGGGGGCUCAGGGGGCCCCGCAGCCUGAACCCGCCCUCUGGUGUCUGCACAGCCUUUAUAAAGAGAGAGAGAGAGAGAGCUCCAAAGCAAUAACACCAUCCUGGGGGUGGUCCCUAAGGGCCCCCUCACUGACUUUCUUGUUUGUUUUGUGACAUCUCAGCUCACCUCCUGGAGGGGUGGGAUGAGUGGGGGCUGGAGCCCUGUUUCUUUGUAUCAUCAUCGUGAGCACGUGCCCCCUCCCUUCCAAGGGGCAGCGAGCACUGGGCAUGGGAACCACCUUCUGUCCUUACCAAGGGAAGGGGAUUUGGGGAGGGGGUGACUCUUCUUAUUAGCUUUGGGAACCUCCAAGCCCAGCCUGACCCCACUGCUAUCAGAUCCUUUGCAGCUCAAACUCCACCAUUUGGAGAGGACCAGAGAGGAUAGAGUUGGGGGGAUUCAGAGUGGGGAGGCUGGGGUCUCUCGGGGACGAUAUUUUUUUUCAAUCUCUAGGCCAAAGGUCACAUGCAAGGGUAGCGUGGGAGGGACUCGUCUCCACUUUCCUUCUCCAGAAUCCACUUUUCAUACUAAAGGGAAAGGAGCUUUAGUAAAGUCAUUUCCAUUUUACAGAUGAGGAGACCGAGGCCCAGUGCAGGAAGAGCCGCCUCAGGUCACCUGUGAGUUCAAUGGCACCCUCAACCUGGGCCGCCUCCUCCCACCUGAGGCUGAGCUAGAGCCUGGGCAGGACGAGUAACCUGCCCAUUUCUCACGACCUUUCCUCCUCUCCUCCCAGUGGCCUUGAAAAGAUAGGCAGGGCCAAUUGUAGCCCAUCUGAGAGAUGAGGAAACUGAGGCCCAGAGUCAGCAAACAAGCAGUGGGGACAGAACACGGGUUCCACUGUGCUUCCUUCCUUCACAGGCCAGACCAUCAAUCCAGGGCAUGUCUGCCAUGAUAAAUAUUUGUGGCCUUUAAGCCCUGGCCACCCAGCCCUGCUUGGUUCCAUCUCCAUGGGCCAGUAACUUUUCUGGACCAGGGUUUGGGGAAGAGGGUUGCCAUAGAGACCUAGCUCUCCUGGGGGUCAGGCCCAACUGACUAAGGGUGCACAGAAUUUGGCCCAGGCCUUGCUGACUGGUGGGGGCUCCCGCUGAGGGGCCAUAAUCCUCCAGGACCUACUUGAGAGAGUUAAGAAGUCCCAGGUUCUGCGAGGAGGCUAUGAGGGAGUGAAGUGGCUGUAGUUCACCUCAUCUUAAGGAAAUCCUCACCCAAACUUUCGAGGUAAUAACGUCUGAUUUCCCUGUAGUACUUGCCAAAUGUUUUUGUUUUCAGAGCGCUUUUACCUCGAGUGGACCCUCACAGGAGCCCCUGGGCAGUAGGUGGGGCCUCUAUUAUUAGCCCCAUUUUAAAGAGGGGAAAGCUGAGGCCCUGGGAGGGGAAGGCACCUGCUAAGAUCCUAUUGUGAGUGAGUGGCAGAGCCUGGACCAGAACUCAGUUCUCCAACAGUUCAGAGCUCUUUCUUCUACACUGGGAGGUAAAGCAGUUCAGGGGGUGGUUAUGCACUUUACAAGCUGAUUCACCAUCCAGUUCCUUAAACCAGAAGCUCCUGGGCACACUUCGGUGUUCCAACGCAGCCCUGAGCCCCACUCCCCUUAGAGCACAGCUGUUGCAUCAGGCAAGGCCACCUGCAUUUAUUUAUUGAGCAGCAGUGCUGUGCCAGGCCCAGGGGACCCAGCUGUCCCUGUUCCCCUGUAAUGACUCCUGCAGCUCUCUGGGAGGGCCCUGUGUCUGUAUAGCAGCACCUCAGAGUGAAUGGGAGGCUUUCAUAUCCAUGAGCAUCUGACUCACAAACCCUGUGGAGAGGCUGACCGUGCCCAUUUUAUUCAUAGCUUCUGUGAGAGCAAAGUGGAGACUUGAACCCGGGGCCUCAGGCAUCACAUCUGAAGGCCUUUCACUGGACGGCUGCCUCCUGAGGGGGUGGCAGGAAGGCAGGACUCCAGGUCCGGGUCCACAGGCUGGGGCCUCUGUCCACCCACCUCUCCCUCAUUCCCUGUCUGGGAGCACAGGCCUUUGAGGAGGGAGGGUUUCUGGGGCCCCUGGGUUGGAGUGGGUCACACUGCAUUGUGUUCAUGACCAUGUAGCUCAUGUUGAAAAUUAAAGUUUUUGGCU